Messenger RNA from Thyridium curvatum, 3093 nucleotides. RefSeq lists its product as uncharacterized. Lineage: Eukaryota; Fungi; Ascomycota; Sordariomycetes; Thyridiales; Thyridiaceae. The record is from RefSeq and is a predicted model, not a curated record. The transcript is spliced from 2 exons. Bases 1 to 3093 code for a protein of 1030 amino acids.
AUGUCGUCCGCUGGAGUUCCUCUCCCCCGUCCCCGUCCCCGUCCGCGUCCGCUUCCGCGUCCCCUGCCCCUGCAGGCCGGUUCGACUGAGAUCAGCCCCCAGCCCAUCGCUCGCAAGAGAUCUCUCGAGGAGGACGACGAUGACGACGUUCCGGAGCCCGUUUCGAAGCGCUGCAGGGAGGAUUCUCAAGAUCCUACCGAGGAUGAUGAUGUUGCGGUGGCUCUCCGUCAUGUUGUGAACGGUCUUGGUUUUGACCCCAAGGACACCCCGUACGUCGACUGGAAGAACCGCGAGGUCGGCCGCUGCCUGGCAGACUACCAGCCAGCGUCAAUCCCUAACCCUGACCCCAGCAAGCCCUUCCGCACGGACGCUUUCGCUGUGCUCCCUGUCGAGUGCACCGAUGAGAGCACUGGCAGAGUCAUCCCUGGCACAGAUGUUCUCAAGGCCGUCGCCAUCCCUCCGGAGGACUGCAACGCGGUCCAUACCUUCAUCAUGACCGCCGCAGGCAUCCCCGGCAGAGGGGCCAACAGCCAGGACCCGGUCAUCCGGAGUCUCCGCGUGCAGGUGGAGACCGAGAAGAAGAUGAAGGAGGAGUUCAAGCGCAAGCUUGAGGUCAAGCAGAAGCGGGUCGCCGCCACGAGCCUCCUCAACUUUGCCAGGACCAAGGCGAUGGGCGCUUCCGCCCAGGACCGCAUCAAGGAGCUCGAGGGUCAGCUCUAUGACCGGGAUAACGAGCUCCAAGCCGCUCGCGAGUUAGCUGAGAGUAUCAAGGAUGACUAUGAAGCGAAGAACAAGGAGCUCCACGCCGCUCGCCAGUCAGCCGAGAGCCUGAAGGAUGACUGUGAAAAGAAGGACAAGAAGAUCCAGCUCCUCGAAGAUCAGCUCAAGAAGACCCGUCCUAAGGACAAAAUCUGGAAGAAGAACAUGGAGUUGCAAGCUGCCGAGGACGAGAUCAACACGCUGAAAAAAGACAACAGCGACUUGGCCAAGGCGAUGGAUGAACAGAAAGCCCGCGUCCAAGCCAUUACAAAGUCUCUCGCCGAAGCCACCGAUAUGGUGGAGCAUCUGAGCCGGCAGCACGAGGAGGGAGCGAAGUGGUACAACAAAGCCAUCGCAUGCGAGGAGAACAUGAAAGAGACCCAACACCGGUGCGAGACAGUGAUGAAGGUGGCCCACGACCUCCGCUACGAGCUUCGAGACAAGACCUACACGUGCGCCGCUCUCCAAGCGCAGCUGGACGAAAACCCGUCAAACGACACGGUCUCCAAGUUGGAGGCCGAGAUUGCGCAAUACCAGCAGCACAUCAACGGUAUGUGUGCAGAGAACACCAAGUUGAACGAGGAAGUCACUCGCCUGAACGACUUGGCAGCUCGGCAAGACACAGAGGGGCGUAGCCUUCUGGCGCAGCUGAGCGCAUGCAAUGCCGAGCUCGAGCAGGCCAAGAACGUGAUGGCCUCUCGAUUUUCUGAGAAGGAAUCCGAGAUGGGAACGCUGCGAGCCGAGACGGCCGUACAUACCCAGACUCUGGAGAACGCGAAGGAGGAGCUGGCGAAUAUCAAGCUGGCUUACGAGAACCAGACCGCAGAGCUGGGAACGCUGCGCGCCGAGACGGCCGCACAUACCCAGACUCUCGAGAACGUGAAGGAGCAGCUGGCCAAUGCCACGCUGGCUUACGAGAACCAGACGGCUGAGCUGGGAACGCUGCGCGCCAAGAUGGCCGUACAUACCCAGUCUCACACCAAGACCGAUGAGGAGCUCCACGUCAUCAUCAAACAAGCUCAUGAGGAGCAGGCGAAGGAGCUCACCAUCUACAAGCGCGCUCUGGAUAUGGCGACCAAUGCCUACGAGGAGGCAGCGUCCGAGCUGAAGGAGACGAAGACCAAGCUGAAGCAGGCCAACAAAGAGGCCAUGGCUGCUGAUAGCAAGGUCCAGGCCAAAGUUGAGCAGCUCCGCAAGGAGAACGCUGAGAUUGCCGCACAGCUCAAGGACCUCGAGGCUCUCGGCACUGAGCCCAAACGCAUUGCGCAAGAGUUCGAGCAAUGGAGAGAGGCCGCAACAGCAGAGUACAAGGCUCUCGACAAGAAGUACAGCCAGGGCAUCACGAUGUGGAACGGGCUCGUCACAAGGUACGAAAAACUGGCGCAGAAGUACGACGAGCACCGCGAUAAAUACGAGCUCUUCAAAGGUCUUGCGCACGAGGACAUCGAUCGCCUCGAAGAACAGCUCAAGCGAAAGAACGAGGAGCUCGAGAAGUGCCGCAAGCAUCUGGUCGAGAACAAAGACCUCGAUGCCGGAACCGGCAAAUGCCAUUGUGUGGGUACCAAUCCCUCCUUUGUCUCGAUGGUGCAGCCCAACCAUGGCGCCCCCAAGAACGCCUCCAUUCCCUCGUCCGAGUCCGAGGACAAAGACAAGGAUCGAAGCCGAGUCCAGCUGCUCGAGAAAGAGCACCUGCGCUCAGAGAGGGCCGUGUGGACCUCGGCGACGAUGCUUAGCGAGGCCUUAAAUAGGUCCAUCGCCCAAGACAAGAUGAUCGAGCUGCAGAACCACAAGCUCGCCGAACAGACCCGCGAGACUGAACAGUGGAAAACUCGCGCACAUUACCUGGGCUACCAGGAGCGAGAUCUUCCCGAGAUACUGAGCGAGACACCCACCAACACUACCGUUGAGUGGGCCCGACAGGCACAUAACGAGAAGUUCGCCGCUCGCCAAGCUGUUCUCACUCGACCCCUUUUCGCAGCACCUCCCACCCCUCCAACCACCCCGAGCCCGGGCCCCCAGCUGCCAAGCCCAACUCCAAUCCCGGAGUUGCUCCCGAUACCCUACAUCCCGAGUCCGAAAUUGGACCGUAAAGAGUUCACAGCCGCGCUGGACGAACUCGCCAACCACGCCGCCGACAAGAACACCAACCCGUUCUUCGACGUCCGGGAGUACGUGCUCCGGACCACAGAGGGCGACUUCCCCAUCCGCCUGCGAGACACCACAGAGUGCCGCAUACUGUGCAACAACAUCGAGGCGUACCUGCAGGACAAGGAGAAGCGCUGCGCCCACGAGCUCGAGACGCAGCUCCACCUCGCGGCCCCCUGCCACUUUUAG